Sardina pilchardus (European sardine) is the source of this 6487-nucleotide messenger RNA. It is a transcript of the gene zmiz2, whose product is annotated as zinc finger, MIZ-type containing 2. The record is from RefSeq and is a predicted model, not a curated record. Gene Ontology annotation, biological process: regulation of transcription by RNA polymerase II; protein sumoylation. Lineage: Eukaryota; Metazoa; Chordata; Actinopteri; Clupeiformes; Clupeidae. Gene Ontology annotation, cellular component: chromatin. The coding region runs from base 603 to 3515 and encodes 970 amino acids. Gene Ontology annotation, molecular function: SUMO ligase activity; zinc ion binding. The transcript is spliced from 19 exons.
ACGGCUUCUUUCUUCCGAACCUCCAUCCCCAUGAGCUCAUGAAUAAAUUAUAGCGGCUCAUUGUGCAAUAGAGGGAGGAAUGCUGCGCAGCUCAGGGAAAUACUGCCGAGAGCAGAGACUACACAGACCGCGACUAUACAGAGACCCAGUGGUUAUUCUACCCGUACUUUUUAAAACUACCCAAUAGCUGGUUGGGUCCGUCUUUGUAGCCAGCGAAUUUCAACUAGCCACACACCGGGUCUAUGCAGUGAUACACCGAUUUUAUUUUCCAAAUGCACAUGGAUAAAACAAGGUAGCCGGAUUUACUUGUUCGCGAUUGCUAGUGGUGUUAAGCCGUGGACAUUUCAGAUAGCAUAACCUGCACAGAUGCAACCCAUUUGGUAGCCAAAAGGGGAAAAGAGACAUACCGAAAACUAUCCACUUAUAUCGGCGUUUGCAAAACGGAUCGCACUGGUCCUUUUCAUUGAAACACACAGAGGAUUCCUACCGCGGAUCACGGAAUCACCAGUCAGAGACCGGAGCAACCUCGGGCAGCUGUGGUCGGAGACUGCCUGCCAGGUUGAGGAGUUUGGGGGUUCCCUACAGAACCCUGUGACCCUCCGAUGAACCCCAUCAACUCCAUGAAACCUGCCUUGCCUCCCACGCCACAUAGUGACGGCUCCUACCCAUAUGAUCCUGUCCCCUGGCAGCAAGGUGCCAGUCAGCCAGGCUCUCUCUCUGUGGUAACCACAGUGUGGGGAGUGACCAGUCCUUCACCCAGCCAGGUGUUUGGCGCUCCCAUGGGUCCGGGCGGCAACUCCGCUGGCAGCCACAUGAUGCCCGGCAGCAGCCCUGGCAUGAACUCCCCGCAGUUCCUGGCGCAGCAGGGCUACCCUGAGCCCAACAAGGCCUACCUGCAGCAAGGCAUGUACGGACGCCCCAGUGGGGCCUACCCAGCAGGCCCGGGCUACGGCGGCAGCUACCCCGGUAACGGCGGGGGAUCGAUGGGCAUGCCCCCCCACGGCGCCCGCCCCCCCACAGACUUCACCCAGGCGGCCGCUGCUGCUGCCGUCGCUGCCGCCGCCGCCACUGCCACCGCUACAGCCACAGCCACGGUCGCCGCCAUCCAGGAGAAGCAGAACCAGGAAAUGAGCUACGGCCCGAUGGGUGGUGCUUCCUCUUACAACACCCAGUUCCUGUCCCACUCGGGCCCCCGGGGCCCCCCAGGGAUGGGGCCGGGGGGGAUGGGGCCGGGCGGGAUGGUGGGGGCGCGUGGCCCCCCCUCCAUGGGCCCCAUGUACGGCCCCGCACAGGGCCAGAGGAUGCCCCAGCAUCCGGGAUACGCUGGACAGCCGGGACCACCACGACACCAGCAGGGCCUCAAGCGCCCGUACAACUCUGAUGGUUUCCCUGGGCAGCAGUGCGGGCCUGGCAUGGGGCCCGGAGGCGGGCCGUAUCCGGGCCAGCCGAUGCAGUACCACGGGCCGGGCCCCCAGCGCUCCGCGCCCUCCCCCUCCUACCCCUCCCACAGGAUGGGCAUGCAGCCGGGCGGCAUGAGCCAGUACCCCACCGGACCCGGCAACCCCGGCCAGUACUACAAGCUCUCCCCACAGGCGGAGCAGUUUAACGGGCAGGGCGCCACUCACAGCAGCCUGGCAUCUGCCGUCGCUGGAGGAGGGGGACCGUACAACACCUUCACACAGGCUGCCGUCAACGGGCCUGGACGGACGAUGCCAGGCUACCCCAGCUCUCCGUUGCCAGGCAACCCCACUCCCCCCAUGACGCCGGGCAGCUCGAUGCCCCCUUACAUGUCGCCGGGGCAGGACGUCAAAUCCCCCUUCCUCCCCGACGUCAAGCCCAACAUCGCCAACAUGCAGCCCCCUACAGGCAACCCUAGCGAUGACCUUCGUUUGACCUUCCCCGUGCGGGACGGUGUGGUGCUAGAGCCCUUCCGCCUGGAGCACAACCUAGCCGUUAGCAACCACGUCUUCCAGCUCCGAGACUCCGUCUACAAGACUCUUAUUAUGAGGCCUGACCUGGAGUUGCAGUUUAAGUGCUACCACCACGAAGACCGGCAGAUGAACACCAACUGGCCGGCGUCGGUUCAGGUGAGCGUGAACGCCACGCCCCUGACCAUCGAGCGCGGGGACAACAAGACGUCCCAUAAGCCCCUCUACCUGAAGCAGGUGUGCCAGCCGGGACGCAACACCAUCCAGAUCACUGUCACCGCCUGCUGCUGUUCUCAUCUGUUUGUGCUGCAGCUGGUCCACAGGCCCUCCGUUCGCUCAGUGCUCCAGGGCCUCAUGAAGAAGAGGCUGCUUCCUGCUGAGCACUGCGUUACCAAGAUCAAGCGCAACUUCAGCAGCGGCACCAUCCCUGGGACACCGGGGCUGAACGGGGAGGAUGGCGUGGAACAGACGGGCAUCAAGGUGUCGCUCAAGUGUCCAAUCACCUUCCGCCGAAUCCAGCUGCCCGCCCGUGGACACGACUGCAGACACAUACAGUGCUUUGACCUGGAGUCUUACCUGCAGCUGAACUGUGAGCGAGGCACAUGGCGCUGCCCUGUGUGCAAUAAAACGGCUCUUCUAGAAGGACUGGAGGUUGACCAGUACAUGCUGGGCAUUCUCAUCUACAUCCAGAAUUCUGACUACGAGGAAAUCACCAUUGACCCGGUGUGUGGCUGGAAGCCGGUGCCGGUGAAACCGGAUCUGCACAUUAAAGAGGAUCCGGACGGGCCCGCGCUCAAGCGCUGCCGCACCCUCAGCCCGAGUCACAUGAUCCUGCCCAGCGUCAUGGAGAUGAUCGCAGCGCUGGGCCCAGCCUCCUCGCCAUACCAGUCGCUGCCACAGGGGGGCAGCAGCCACACACCAGAGUACCCCAGCCAAGCCGGGUCAGGCUACUCUAACCAGCAGCCCGGUUUCUCGGACUUCCCCAAUGCCCCGGGGACCCCCACCAUGGGUGAGUUCGGCUCGGGCCCCCAGUCCCUCUCCUACCAGUCGGACCUCCCCAGCGGACUCCUGACGCCGGACAAGCCCGUGGGACACCCCGUGGGACACCCCAUGCCUGGACAGGUGAGGCCUCAGCAGCCCCAUCCAGAGAGCCUCUCCGCACGCUACCCUGAGACCAGACACCAGCCUCUUUCGCACAGAGGGCCCGAGAUGGCCCAUGGAGGUCGCAUGGACUCUGGCCACGGUAACCUGCAGCAGCAGCAACAGCAGCAGCAGCAGCAGCAGCAGCAGCAGCAACAGCAACAACAACAACAACAGCAACAGCAACAGCAGCAGCAGCAGGCCAUGCACGGCAACGCCAACCUCAGCGGCCCCGGAGGACCGAUGCACUCGCGCGGCCCUCCCCAGAAUUCCCGAAUGCACCCGGACAACGCGUUUGGACUGGGCGGCCCAGGCGACGUUCCGGAGCCAGCGCUUGAUUUACUGCCGGAGCUGACCAACCCAGAUGAACUGCUGUCCUAUCUGGGCCCGCCCGACCUCCCCAACAACAGCAACGACGACCUGCUCUCCCUCUUCGAGAGCAACUGAUGAUCCAGUGUCCAGUUCUCCUGGCCCCCUCUUCCUCCGCUGCCCUCUGCUCCUGCUGCAAGGCCAACCAUAUCCGAUCAGACCUCCUCAGCUAUGACACCGUUUAGUGCAGCACAGCAACGCCGUCCUCAAAACUUGCUCCGUACCCCGUGUCCCGCGCCACCCAACCCCAGAUGGAAUAAGACAUACAAAUAAGUGACAAUAUAUAAAUAUAUAUAUUUCUGCCACAUUGUAUAGAGAAGAUGGGCGUCUCCACUCAUUGCCUCCCAGGGACCUGCCGGCUCUGAAACAGACCCGAGCCGAGCCCGGCCCAGAGGUUCUCUAGCACCCGCUCCUGUGCAGGGCAGGAUGAGGGACAUGCUGACCUGAAGGACUGCAGCAGACAUCUCAGAAAGACAAAGGGGCAUCUCGUGUCAGCCUUCGGCACGCAUACACACAUUUCCUUUUCUCUUUCAACGCCCUAAAACAGAAAUCUCACCCUCCACCUUGAAUCUCUUUCGUUGGAAUCCAGCUGAUCUGAAUACAGACUCAUGUUUGGUGUUUAAUAUGUAAUGCCGGGGACACCUGUGCCAAGGCAAGAACAGGACACCACCUUUCUUAAAUUACACGAUGGAGUGUUGCAUUUUUAAAAAGGCUAUUUUGGAAAAUCUAUCCACGAGUACUUAUUCGGCAAGUUUUAAAUACCGAGUCCCUCGUUGAAGCCUGGGGGAGCCAGGACUGGUCAGUGUUUGUACUCCUCAUUGUCUUUGUGGACUGGGGAAGGCCUGCAGGUCUGUCUCCAACAAUAAUUUAUGAAUGAAGAGCUAAAAUGUGGUUUUAAAUGUUUGAAUGUGCACAGUCUUGCUGCGGAAGGAACGCCCCUUGGUCCAUGGAGUCAACUGUCUCCUCCUCCACCAUGAAUAAGCAGUUGGAUUAUUUUUUUUCUUAAUUUUUUUUGUUUUGUUUUUUUUUUUGACAUUGUACUCUGCAAAUCCCUAAAGUACCCCUCUCUGAUCACAAAGCCAUAAUUAUGUGUUUUGCUACAAAUGUGGAUUGGGUUCCUCAUUCAACCUUAAAAUAGUUUCAUGUUUUUUGUUAUUGUUGUUCUGGGUUAUCAGAGGAGUAUGUGUCAGAAUUCCCAUUUGAGAAGGCCAGGACAUGGGCCUACCCGAAGCGCAGAAUGACUAAACUGAUGGGAAAGUUCUGAUCUGAUUAGAAUGUUUUUGAGAUGGUUAGUAUGAUGGGAAGGUACUGAGAUGAUUGGAAUGAUGGGAAGGUUCUGAGCAGCUGGGCUUGACGUGGGUCCAGCCAAAACUAGAGCGGCUACGGAUCUGGGCACGGUCUGGUCCAAAGUGAGCUGUGAUCGUGUUCUGCCUCUUAGACCCUUGAAGUCUGAAGCGCUAGACUGGUCAAAUGAUUGGGGAAGACAGUUGUUAUGACAUCUGUCACACGUGCACAGCACCAUCUUUUCAUAGUCUGGGGAACAGAAGCCGAGUGUUGCCCAAAUGGUAGCUGGGGGGGGAAGGGGCCAAAGUACUGUAAGAUGGUGGGGAGGUGGAAGAGGUUGUGACUCUGUUAUGAGAAGCACACACACACACACACACACACACACUCUCUCUCUCUCACUCACUCACCUUUGUCCACACCCCUGGUAUCUGACCCCAACACACCAUCUCUACUCCCUGCUAAGACUUGUCUGUCUCUGUUUUUUUUUUUCUUUCUUUUUUCCCUUUUUUCCAUCACAGUCUUUGUAUUCCUGUUCCUGUGUUGGCUCCUCUGCUUUUCUCCAGGUGUUUUGUUUUGAAACCCUCCGUUUAUAUUAGGUGAAUCAAGCUAAAGCUGACUACACGAUUGAUAUGCCGUGAACUUGAAAUGAUUUGAAGUGAUCUCUGACCUUUAAAGGUGUACACGUACAAGGAUGAAGCCUGAUUAUUAGACCAAGAGCAUCUGACUGAGGAAAGGAAAUUAUUGUCUCUUUCGAGUGUACACGGUUGCAAUAGGUCACUGCAACCUGACUGAGAACAACCCGAUAAACAGCAAUGAUCCACACACACACACACACACACACACACACACACACACACACACACACACACACACACACACACACACACACACACACACACACUCACACACACGCUAACAAAUCAGGAUGUGUUAGCCUUUAAGAAUGGGUAGGCUAUGUCCUGUAGUUAAGUCCAGCUUUUUUAAUUAUUAUUAUUCACCUACACUGAAAACCAAUGGAAAGAAGGAUGUUUUUUAAUAACAUGUACAGAUAUAAAAUUAGGCAAUUGUUACAGCUGUGAACUUUUUUGAAGUAUGUACACUCCAUCUCACUUCAAUGUGGACAGCUUCGUGACAAUAAAACUCUGACACUCUCCUAUGUAUCCCUGCUUUCUGCUUGUACUCUGGAGUCCAAAAGAGAACCAGCAAACUGGAGAAGGGGAUGAUGUCUACUAUUUCCUAUCUUGUCUGAGUUUAUUAUUUAAAAAAAAUGCCCUCUUGGGCACUGUCAGCUGUGUGCAGUUUGUAUUAUGAACUGUCUAGGACAUCAAAAGUUUUUUUUAUUAUUAUUUCUUUGGAUGUGCAAUGCUUUUUUUUGUUUGUUUUUAAGACAUUUGUGUAUCAUACAGUUUUAACAUUAAGUAUGUAAUUAAUCGUUAUUAUUCUAAAGAUAUUUGGUGGAACUGUAUGCCUCUAUCUUGUGUGUGUACUAGCAAUGUUUAUGAAUUUGUCAUGGAAAAAAUCUUCACCGAAGUCUGUGACUCUGACGCCUCUCCUCCCGCUCUGAGGUCAGGGCGCUGAAUUUAACUUGAGACCAGCAGCAAGUCACACACUGUUAAUCGAAAUGUUUGAAGAAAUGUUUGUUAUGUGUUGGUGAAAUCUAUACGUUCUGACAAUUGAAUUAAACCUGUAAAGUUGAACUCGAUUUGUUUUUCUAAAGAUGUGAAAUAUUUCCAUUAUGUUUUAUAAGUAAAGACUUAAGCCCCAAA